AUGGCGAAUCAGGUGGAGGAAUCAGGUACUGAUGGUUCACCAGAAGCAAAGAAGCAAAAAAUUGAGCCGGGAUUAAAUUAUGAGGCACCGUUCAAAGUAUCGAUGUGUAGCUCUCAGCUUCGUGAUUUGGAUUUGGUGAAAUGGUUGGACAACAAACUUGGUGAUAACAACGAGUUAUGGUGUGGUCGACAGGCUGCAUCGUUACUUUCACGCGAAAUGUUGGUAGAAUUGGAAACAUGUUUCCAAGCACUGGAAUCGAAUGUUAAACUGAAAAUUAUAUUAGCUCUUCCGCAUUUGUCCUAUAAGCUUAUUACAAUGUGGAAAGAACCGCUAAUGAAUUUAUUGGAUCUAGCACGAAGAGAUGCUGAUGAUUGGAUUGAAACCGUUGCUGACAUGUAUAGAGAAUAUCCUAAUCAACAGUGUAUAACACCAAUACCUACCAAUGCAGAUUCGUAUUUUUGUAAAUCGCUUGAUGAGUUGAGGAAAAUGGUUAGAAAGCACUCUGCAAAUAAUAAUUUACGAUUGUUACCGCUUGACGUGAAUUCCGUAUCACAAAAUGCAAUCAAGACACGUUUUGGUUUAACCGAAAUUGAAAAUCGGAAACAUUUCAAUUUGAAGCGACGCGCUAAAUCAUAUACUCUAAAAGCUGAGCUGUUGAAAUCAAUAGAACUUGGUCAUAAUCGAAAUAAAAAUCAGAAGUUUGAUGUAAUAUCAUCAAGUUUUCCUAUUCGCAUACGAAGCACUGCUAGAAAGCCGAAUAAUGAUUUACCAAUGCGUGGGAUUCCGACUACAAAUACUUGUAAAUUAUCCGCUGGUUUCACGAACGAACCACGCAAAUUUCCAAGACAGUUAACGAGACGCGAAGGUGGUGCUAAAUUUAUUGACAUUUGUGAUCUGCCACCGUCACUGAGUAUUCGUCGAAAAGAGCAGGAAGCAGAAGAACGAGCAAGGAGGCAACGAGAAAAGGAAGAGCAGAGAAAACGUGCACAGGCUGAAAAAGUUGCAAAAGGUACAAAACGAGCUUCAAUAGUCGCCAAGAAGGCCAAAGAAACUGCUAUUAGAGCUGCAACAGUGGAUGAAGUUACAGCUGCGGUAAAUGAAGCAAUUUCUUCUGCAAUUCGGAAUAAUCCAAAUUUGAUUCGUGAAGGAUAUGAUAUUGCUUCUGUAAAUGCUGAAAGCAGUGGUUCCAAACAAGAUUCCAGCCAACUCUCGUCCAAACAAAACUCCAGCCAACUCUCAUCCAAACAAGAUUCCAGCCAACUCUCGUCUUCCUAUGGCGAUGUUCGCGAUUUACCAACAGUACAGUCGGAAAAUAGUCAGGAUUUGCAGUCAGCUUCAUCUGCAGUUUAUCAGUCUCGGCGUGAAUCAUUCGCACGUCGGCAAUGUGAAGAAAUGUUAGCGUGUGCCAAUGUAUUGAACGAAGAAGGUCAUCGUAUGGUCAUUGCUUUCAUGUCCGGUAACAAAGAACCAUCGUUAAGUGCAUCUCCAUGGAAGGAACAGAAUGGAAAUGUUUCAGUUCAUCCGUAUCCUCAUUUGGGUGAUCUCCUAACCUUGAAGUUGUCAGAAACUUACGAAGAUGAGACUCGACCAGAUGGAACAGUGCAGAAAAUGCGUGUAGAAACCUUCUUUCAGAUGGAUUAUCGAACAGGAGAAUGGAAACGCCUGCGAAAAACUCGUCCUUUACGCCCGGAAGAAAUGCGCCUGUUAUAG
Molecule: messenger RNA, 1710 nt
Organism: Acanthocheilonema viteae
Lineage: Eukaryota; Metazoa; Nematoda; Chromadorea; Rhabditida; Onchocercidae
Source: the annotation of a GenBank genome assembly